Messenger RNA from Xyrauchen texanus (razorback sucker), 1371 nucleotides. RefSeq lists its product as uncharacterized. The record is from RefSeq and is a predicted model, not a curated record. NCBI's taxonomy places the organism in Eukaryota, Metazoa, Chordata, Actinopteri, Cypriniformes, Catostomidae. The transcript has 2 exons. Bases 43 to 1173 code for a protein of 376 amino acids.
AGUACUGACAGUGAUUUGCCAGAAAGAGUUUGUAGUGACGUGAUGGAUUCAUCUUCUCACACUGAGGAGGACUUAUAUGAAUUUGAAAUGAACAACACUGAACAACAGGUGUCCCUUUCCCUGGAAAUGUCAGAAGAAGAAGCAGAAGAAGAAACAAGAAAAGCUGAAGGACAAGUAGCAGAGGGCAUCCUAGGAAAACCACUUAUGAAAAUACAUGAAAGUACCCAUGGUUGUUGCUCUCAACAACAUAAUAUCAAAGUGAAAAUGUCCUCAAACAGUGUACAUCAACGCAUCUAUGACAAGAAGAAUUACUGUCUUUACUGUGAGAAGCCUUAUUCAAAAAUUGCAAGACAUCUACAGCAGAAACAUUCUGAAAAAGUUGAAGUUGCAAAGGCACUAGCACACAUCCGAGGCUCAACCAUGCGUGCUCUUUUAUUAUCCAAAGUAAGGAACAUGGGAAACUACCACCAUAACUGUUCAGUCCUAACCUCUGGGAAAGGAGAGAUCAUACCAAAAAGACAAGCAACAUAUGAAUCAACAGCAAUGGACUAUCUGCCUUGCAAGUUUUGCUUUGCUAUGUAUGUUAAAACAGAUCUCUGGAGACAUCACAAACGUUGCAAAUUACAAGUAAAAGAGAAUAUGCCAGUGAAACGAAAAGUUCAGGCAAGUUGUUCUCUGCUGUUGCCCAUGGACUCUGAAGUUUCCAGUGGACUUAAAAAAAUUAUUGGAGACAUGACAUAUGACGCUGUUACUCAAGUAGUAAAAUCUGACCCGUUGAUUCUGGCACUGGGUGAAAGAAUGUUCCUCAAAAACGGAGAAGUUUCACGGCACCGGGCAGACAUUAGAAAUAAGAUGAGAGAACUUGCCAGACUUCUUCUAGUGACAAGAACUAUUGACAAAGACAUUGUUACUUUUAAGGACUUGAUCAACCCAGGAAAGUUCAACACAGUACUUGACGGAGUAAAAAAGAUGACUGGAUUUGAUAACUCAACAAACCGAUUCUCAAUCCCUUCAACAGCACUAAAACUGCGCCAUUCCCUUGUGAAACUGUCAUAUAUUUUGCAGGGAGAGGCUUUACGUCAAGAGGAUGAUGCCUUGAAGGGAAGAGCAGAGCAAUUCAGUAAAUUAAUUGAACUGGAAUGGAAAGAAACUUAUUUGAAAAGCAAUAUAUAAUGAUAUUAUCAUUGAUGUUGUGGUAUACAUUUAGGCACCCAUCACUGAGGGUGGAAAGUCUGCACUACCGCAGGGGGGGCUCUUUUAGUGAGCUUAUGGGAUUUUCUAUGUGAUAAACUUAAUGGUUUAUUAUGUGAAAAACCAUUUCCGUUGUCAGGAGUGCAGCAAGAGCAAGUAAGAAACCUUCAGUUUAGGAGU